This is a messenger RNA of Rotaria sp. Silwood1, 666 nucleotides long. NCBI's taxonomy places the organism in Eukaryota, Metazoa, Rotifera, Eurotatoria, Philodinida, Philodinidae. The record is from the annotation of a GenBank genome assembly.
AUGCAAAUUUUAUCAAUUGUUGCUAUGAAAAAACCACAUUCAACAAAAGGUGAAGAUAUUCGUGAUGAAAAAGUAAAAGUAUUACGUUCUGUAUUACCAAUAAAAACUGAAAAUGUUAUCAUUGUACAAUAUUUUGGUGAUAAACAUUCAACAGAUCCUGAACAUCAACUAGGUUAUUUAGAUGACAAAUGCGUACCACAAGAUUCAACAACACCAACAUAUGCACAAGUUAUUCUCUCCAUUAACAAUGAACGUUGGGCUGGUAAAGCAUUAAAUCAGAAGAAAGCUGAAGUACGCAUUCCAUUUCACGAUGCACCCGGUGCCAUGUUUGAUGAAGAUAUUCAUCCCAAUGAUCUAUCUGGUAGCGUAGCUCGUGAUGAACUUGUUAUAUGUAGUCAACCAAAUGAAGCCAUUUAUCUUAAAAUAAAUACAAAACAACCCGAUGAAAUGAGUUUUAGUAUUGAAGAAACGGAAUUAGAUUUAACAUAUGGCGAACGUUAUCAAGGUAUUAAAUUACCUGAUGCAUAUGAACGUUUAAUUCUUGAUGUAUUUAUGGGUUCAAAAAUAAAUUUUGUAUGUUCAGAUGAAUUACUAGAAGCAUGGCGUAUUGUUGAUCCCAUACUUGCUGAGAUUGAUAAGAAAAAAAAUACCAAUUAUUCCAUAUAA